Molecule: messenger RNA, 1473 nt
Organism: Haemorhous mexicanus (house finch)
Lineage: Eukaryota; Metazoa; Chordata; Aves; Passeriformes; Fringillidae
Gene: DHODH
Product: dihydroorotate dehydrogenase (quinone)
Exons: 8
Coding region: 2-1216 (404 amino acids)
Biological process (GO): 'de novo' pyrimidine nucleobase biosynthetic process; UMP biosynthetic process
Cellular component (GO): cytoplasm; mitochondrial inner membrane
Molecular function (GO): dihydroorotate dehydrogenase activity
Source: RefSeq, a predicted model, not a curated record
GAUGGGCCGAGUACGGUUGCCGGUGGGGGAUCGUUGCUGGUGCAGUGCUGACGACCUGGCACAGGGACGGCUGCGGGCGCUGGCGCUGGGAGGCUGCGGGCUACUCCUGGGAUCGGCGCUGGCUGCAGGCGACGAGCGGCUGUACGCGGCGGCGGUGAUGCCCGCGCUCCGGGCGCUGCCUCCUGAGGCCGCCCAUGGCCUGGCUUUACGCGCCGCCGCCCUCGGGCUGCUGCCCUCCAGCCGUCCCGACGGCCCCGCACUGGAGGUGCGAGUCCUCGGGCAGCGAUUCCGCAACCCAUUGGGCCUGGCUGCUGGCUUCGACAAGCAGUGUGAGGCUGUGGACGGGCUGUACAAAAUGGGCUUUGGCUUUGUGGAAGUGGGGACUGUCACGCCCAAGCCCCAGGAAGGGAACCCGAAGCCCAGGGUCUUCCGGCUGGCAGAGGACGAGGCGGUCAUCAACAGGUAUGGAUUCAACAGCCACGGCCACGUCGUGGUGGAGCGCAGGCUGCGAGCCCGCCAGGAGACACAGAUCAGGCUUACUGCUGCUGGGAUGCCUCUUGGAGUCAACCUGGGCAAGAACAAGAGCUCUACUGAUGCUGCAGCUGAUUAUGUGGCUGGGGUCCGGACACUGGGCCCUUUGGCUGACUACCUUGUUGUGAACGUGUCCAGCCCGAACACCCCAGGGCUGCGGGACCUGCAGGGCAAGGCUGAACUGCGGGACCUGCUAAGCAAGGUGCUGGUGGAGAGGGACCUGCUGCCCUGCAAGCGUAAGCCAGCCGUGCUGGUGAAGAUUGCCCCUGACCUCACUGCACAGGACAAGCAGGACAUCGCCAGCGUUGUCUGUGAGCUAGGUGUGGAUGGGCUGAUAGUGAGCAACACCACGGUGAGCCGGCCCAGCAGCCUCCGGAGCAGGCAGCGCACGGAGCCCGGGGGCCUCAGCGGGAAGCCCCUGCGGGAGCUCUCCACACAGACCAUCAGGGACAUGUACGCUCUCACUCAAGGCCAGGUGCCCAUUAUUGGUGUGGGUGGGGUGAGCAGUGGGCAGGAUGCCCUGGAGAAGAUCCGUGCCGGAGCCUCGCUUGUGCAGCUGUACACAGCACUUGUGUACCGCGGGCCACCAGUGGUGGGGGCAGUGAAGCGGGAACUGGAGGAGCUGCUGAGGGAGCAGGGCUUCAAGAACGUCAUGGAGGCAGUUGGAGCAGAUCACCGUUGCUGACAGGCUGCAGAAUGAAGGUCUAGCUGGGAUGAGCCAUGGCAGAGAGGCAUGGGUGUGACAAUUCCAGUGCUGGGCAGACUGGGACUGAGAUGAGGUCCUGGUUCCAGCCCCUGGAAGGGGUCUGCUGGGUGAAGCAGGGGCUGCAGUGGUGGGGAGCAGGGACAGGAUGUUCAUGACAGUACUGCUUUUUCAGGGCUGUGUUUUGGCUUCCCUGUGGACAGCAGAACUGAGUGUCAAUAAACAUUUGGCUCACCUGG